AAUUUAUCUCCACUGACCAACCUCAAUUUGUCCAUUUCGUGCAACCCUAUCAAUCGACUAACCGACCAAAGCCCUGGGUACUCAUCUCGAAAGUCGAUCGCGACUGAGUCCAGUAUAAGGUAAUCGUUAAAACCUUCAUCAUGCCCCCUCGCUUGGGUUAUAAAAAGUCUCGAAGGGGAUGCAUGCGAUGUAAACAACGACGCGUCAAGUGUGAUGAGAAACAGCCUUGCGCAGCGUGCGAGAGACACGGCUUAUCGUGUGUUUAUCAGGAACCCUCGGAUGUACGACGAGGGCCUUCAGCUGAUAAAACCGAUGCCCAAAAGGAUGAUCGUCAGAUAAGCUCAAAUGCCGACUCGUCAAUUGCCAGCCCGGAUCCAUUGCCGUACCUGGCCAAGUUCGUUACAGGCCAGGAGUCAAUAGAGCAAAGCACAUGGCUCACGGAUCUUGAGUUGAUGCACCAAUACUCAACAUCUACGUACCUUACCCUGCCGCGAGCAGAUGAACUCCGGCAAAUAUGGCAGAUUGAGUUACCGAAGUUAUCCCUGAGCCACGUCUAUCUUCUCCACCAAGUUUUAUCUGUUUCUGCAUUCCAUCUGGCCUCCCUGCAUCCAGAUCGGCCAGACUACGCUAUCUGUGCGUCACAACAUCAAAACAAGGCUAUCGCAGGUCUUCGCUCAGCUGUCGCGUGCAUCACAGAAGAGAGCUGCGUGGAGAUCUUUCUGGCAUCUUCAUUACUGGGUAUCGGGGCAUUUGCUGGUCUCGGCGCUCACAAUGCGGGCCAGCAGCCUCGCAUCGACGAUCUUCUAGAUGUUUUUGUGCUGAUACGGGGAAUGAGUGACAUCUUGAACAGAUACGAGCCACUACUGAAGGAGAGCAGAAUCGCGCAUCUCUUCGUCAAAGGAAGCCAAUCCGGGUCGACGCCUCUGCUUGACGCCACGCUCGCGCAGCUGCGACAAAUCGUCAUACCUGAUGGCUUCGAGGAUACAACGAUUACGAUUUGUCAAGAAUCAAUCGCGUCAGCAAUCACCUGGAUAGAAAACCACAUCGGGACAACACCUGCGCCCGACGAGCGCAUCGCGAUGACUUGGUGUUUAUCAGUGAGCUCGGAAUUCUUGGAUCUCAUUAGACAGCGUCACCCUGUUGCCCUUUGCGUCCUCGCCCACUAUUGCGUUAUCUUGGAUCGAGUGGGAAGGUCUCAAUGGUUUAUGAGGAAUUGGGGCAAGCCCGUGCUACAAGAUAUUCGGAAUGAAAUGGAACCACGAUGGUCAACAAUGUUGCAAUGGUGUUUGGCAGCUGUGGAGUGUGAAAGAAAUACUCAAGUACAUUGAUUCUAGAAAUGGCUAAAACUAAUACAUGGAAAAUGAAAACA
Molecule: messenger RNA, 1369 nt
Organism: Fusarium redolens
Lineage: Eukaryota; Fungi; Ascomycota; Sordariomycetes; Hypocreales; Nectriaceae
Exons: 3
Coding region: 141-1328 (395 amino acids)
Biological process (GO): regulation of transcription by RNA polymerase II
Molecular function (GO): zinc ion binding; DNA-binding transcription activator activity, RNA polymerase II-specific
Source: RefSeq, a predicted model, not a curated record